AUGGCUACUGGAAGUACUUCAAAGUUCAGACACAUAUUUGAGAAAGAUGAGGACAACAUCAUUCAAUUUCUUCUUCGGGGAUAUGACCGGACCAUGAAAAGAAAGGACAAAAUGGAGAUAGUACUGUCUCUUCAAUCAGAGUUAUAUGCCAAAUAUGGAGUGCGGCAUGAAAUACCAGCCAUCCCCAAAAAAUGGUGUGACAUCAAGUUCCUACACCCAGAUCUGGUCGAAGAGAACGAGCCCAGAGCCAGAGGGGGCUGCGAGCUAAAGACUCCUGACUCCGACACAAGCGAUGAAUAUGAAGAUUGUGAGGAUGAUGAAGGCUGGCAGACAUGCUCUGAAGAUGCCGAGGAAGAAAGAGUUAUACCAGAGCAUGAUUCUGAAAGGACUGAACAAAAAGUUGUCAGAAAUGAAAGCCACUUAGUGCAAGGAGAUGAACUCCUGGAAAUUUUCAAAUCAAUACAUACAGGAAACCGGAUUAGAGAGGAACAGAUCACUGUUGGUCUGGUUGGUUAUCCCAAUGUCGGUAAGAGUUCAACAAUCAACACUAUUCUGGGAAACAAGAAGGUUUCUGUAUCCGCAAUUCCAGGUCACACCAAGCACUUUCAGACACUGUUCGUCGAGCCUGGUCUGUGUCUCUGUGAUUGCCCUGGCCUUGUGAUGCCUUCAUUUGUUUCCACAAAAGCAGAGAUGAUAUGCAGUGGCAUCCUACCAAUUGAUCAGAUGAGAGACCAUGUACCACCAAUCUCUCUUAUCGCACAGCGAAUUCCGCGGUACGUGGUAGAAUCCAUUUAUGGUAUAAACAUCAUCAGGCCUCGGGAAGAUGAGGAUCAGGAUCGUGCACCCACAUCAGAAGAACUAUUAGCUGCAUAUGGAUAUAUGAGAGGUUUUAUGACUGCGCAUGGGCAGCCUGAUCAGCCAAGGUCGGCACGGUAUAUAUUGAAGGACUAUGUCAAUGGUAAACUGCUGUAUUGUCAUCCUCCACCUGGUAUAGAUCCUUCAGACUUCCAGCCUCGAAAUUCCCUGCAUAGGGAAACAAAUGUGUUAGAUUGCAUGGCGUCCAAAAAUAUUGCCCGGGAAUUAUUUUUCAUGUUCUCCCGCACGGAGAUCCCUAAAGAAAUUCUCACGGACCAGGGUACCCCCUUUAUGUCGAAGGUCAUGAAACAGUUGUGCAAGUUGUUCAAAAUCACCCAGAUACGUACCUCGGUGUACCACCCACAGACAGAUGGGUCCGACCCCACCCUUACCUUGAAGCCGGCCGACAAGGGGGGUGCGGUCGUGGUUAUGGACACUAGCAAAUAUAUCCAAGUAAUAAUGAGGCAACUGGGGGACCAAGAAGUCUAUAAGGUGUUAGAUUCUGACCCCAAAUUCGAGAUUGCAGAGAUUAUACGUAAAUGUUUAACAGAUGCAAUGGUGGCAGAUUAUUUGCACAAUAUUGAGACAGAAGGGAUGGAGAAUAAGGUCAAGUUGGAUGCAGCACAUCUGUCGGGAAUGAGGCAUAUCUAA
Messenger RNA from Bufo bufo (common toad), 1506 nucleotides. RefSeq names its product large subunit GTPase 1 homolog. Gene Ontology annotation, molecular function: GTP binding; GTPase activity; nucleic acid binding. Gene Ontology annotation, biological process: ribosomal subunit export from nucleus. The transcript is spliced from 5 exons. Bases 1 to 1506 code for a protein of 501 amino acids. The record is from RefSeq and is a predicted model, not a curated record. Gene Ontology annotation, cellular component: cytosol. NCBI's taxonomy places the organism in Eukaryota, Metazoa, Chordata, Amphibia, Anura, Bufonidae.